CAACGGCCCUGUAUGGGAGGUUGCCCGCAGUACAGACGACAGCUGUGCCAACUGGCGACCUGAAACUUGUGUGGUGGUUCGUCGCUGCUGUUUCGACAAACAAACUGCAUCUCUGUAGUCCUGUUGACGUAAAAGCAAAAAACAAACGACAAACGUUGAAACGGGUACAACAAUGUUGUCCGACUACGAGCCAGACUUCUUUUUCGAAGAAGACAAGAUUCCCGAAACGACUUACAGCGGAACUGGUGCAUCCAACUGGGAAGACGACAUGUCGAUAGCCAGUCCUGCAUCAGAUGGAAUUAUUGAUAGCAAUAAUCGGACCAACGAUAAUAACGAUAGCGACAACCUUCCAGAUGUCGUGAAUUCAGACGAGCUUGAAUCGUCCUCUUGCAUGUUACUGGAAGUCGAAGACAUUGAAGAAGAAAUGCGUGGAUUUUUCUGGCCAGAGAACCAUCAGGGAAUGACGAUUACGACAGGUUCGGUGGUCCUUGAAAAAGAUGGCUCCAAUCUGAUUGGAAUCAGCAUAGGAGGAGGUGCACCUUACUGCCCGUGUCUCUACAUUGUGCAGAUCUUUGACAAUACGCCAGCUGCUAAAGAAGGAACUCUUCAAAGUGGAGAUGAAAUAACGGGAGUGGAUAACAUUUCAGUCAAAGGCAAAACAAAAUCCGAAGUAGCAAAGAUGAUCCAAGCAGCCCAGAGCUCAGUCACGAUUCGCUACAACAAGCUUCACGCGGAACCUGCCCAAGGCAAAACUUUGGAUUUGAUAUUGAAGAAAGUCAAGCACCGCCUCGUCGAGAACAUGUCCAGCUCGACGGCCGACGCACUAGGACUCUCAAGGGCCAUCCUUUGCAACGACAGUUUGCUGAAACGCCUAGAAGACUUGAAGCGUUGUGAGGGCAUGUACAGAGGGUUGGUCGAGCACACUAGACGUCUUCUUCGUUCUUAUUACGAUCUGUCCCAAACGUAUAAAGAUUUCGGUAACAUCUUUUCGACAAUCGGCGUCCGUGAGUUACAGCCGCGAGCCAGCGAAGUUUUCACAAAGUUUGGAGAGAUCCAUCGGCAGAUGGAACGUUACGGUGUCCAAAUGAUUAAACAACUCAAGCCGGUACUGGCGGACUUGGGUACUUUUCUUCAUAAGGCUAUUCCCGACACACGGAUGACCAUCGGCCGGUACGCCGACGCAAAGUUUGAAUACCUCUCAUAUUGCUUAAAGGUGAAGGAAAUGGACGACGAGGAACAGAGCUACCAUUCACUGCAAGAGCCUUCCUAUCGUAUCGAAACUGGAAACUACGAGUACCGACUGGUUCUUCGAUGUCGGCAAGAUGCCAGGGCUCGAUUCGCAGCUCUACGGUCUGAUGUUCAGGUGAAAAUCGAGUUACUUGAUAACAAGCACGUCCAAGAUGUUGUACAACAACUUCAAAGGCUCCUGAAUCAUCUGACUACUUUCUACGAUCAAUGUCACCAACUGCUGGAUGGGCAGCGUUUCUUUCCAAUCGAAGUGGAUUUAUCUAAAGGUGCAUUCACUUAUGAAUCUGUCAGCGGUUUGCUUCAGUCCCAGGAUGACGAAGAGCCAGAGGAAUACAAUGUGGCCGAGGAAGCUAAAGAAACAUCCAAUAUAGUUAAUAGCAGUGGUGAAAAUCAACCUCUUAUAUCAAUGGACUGAAACAGGCGAAUGAGCUCUUAUUGGACGUAAUUGCGAUGCAGUGAAGUCCUGUUCUCUGUCCACGGUCAUCCAAGACCAAAGAGAGUCCCGUGGUAUAUGUUUUUUAAACACUCCAAUCAAAUUCGUUAUUACUGUUAAGGCUAAUACUAACAUCGGAUAAGUACAGAGCUACGGAAGCCCGUCCGAUAAAGUUCUAAAUAUAUAUUUAAAAAAGGAA
This is a messenger RNA of Daphnia carinata, 1880 nucleotides long. It is a transcript of the gene PICK1, whose product is annotated as PRKCA-binding protein-like. Gene Ontology annotation, biological process: dendritic spine maintenance; intracellular protein transport; regulation of Arp2/3 complex-mediated actin nucleation. Gene Ontology annotation, molecular function: protein domain specific binding; protein kinase C binding; phospholipid binding. The record is from RefSeq and is a predicted model, not a curated record. The transcript is spliced from 13 exons. Bases 173 to 1663 code for a protein of 496 amino acids. NCBI's taxonomy places the organism in Eukaryota, Metazoa, Arthropoda, Branchiopoda, Diplostraca, Daphniidae. Gene Ontology annotation, cellular component: trans-Golgi network membrane; postsynaptic density; postsynaptic early endosome.